CUGUUUAUGCAUGAGGUGCAGCCUUCUCUGCUAUCAUCUUUUAGCUGUUUUAAUUAAUAUUUGUAAAUUAAAAAAAGGUUUUUACUGAAUGUUUAGUUGCUGCGUUUUGAAAAAUUAUUAACGGUUUUGUAAAACAAAUUAUAAUUACACUGCAAACAUGUACCACUUAUCUCCUUAAAAUCAGAAAAAGUGUUUGUUAGAAUAUAACAUGUUAUGUCAUGUUAUGUUCUCAUUGUCCAACCCAUGCUAGCAUUAAGCCGAGAAUGAUGAUGAUGAUGAUGAUCAUUUCCCUGUUUUUCAACAGGACAAGAUGGUUUUAUAGACAUAAUUAAUUUUUCAGCAUUUAUAUGUAAAAAAAUCCCAAAUAUGAUUGAUGAAACCUACAAAGGAGGCAGCUCCUUAGAGCCAUUCCUGUUGUUGGCUAAAAAUGCCAGAGGUGCUGCUGCAGCCCAGUUAAUUCGACAGGCGUGUGAUGCUCCUGGUGUGUACGUUUUUGGUGAAUUGAUUGAAAUUGAUAGCAUAAAAGAGCUAGAGAGUAAUCCAGAGUUUAGCAAAGAUUGGAAACUUCUUCAGUUAUAUGCAUAUGGAAAAUAUAGUGAUUAUAUAUCCAAUAAAUCAGAGAUUCCUGACCUAACUGAAAACCAAAUAAAAAAGUUACGACUGUUAACAAUUGCCUCUCUAGCAUCAAAAUCGAAGUAUGUACCAUAUGCUGUCCUGUUAGAAAAUUUGGGACUAUCAAACCUGCGGCAAAUAGAAGACUUAAUUAUAGAAGCAGUCUACGCCGAUAUUUUAAAAGGAAAGCUGGACCAAAGAGAAGAAAGGCUUGAAGUAGAUUUUGUUAUUGGGCGAGAUAUCCAGCAACAGAAUAUAGAUACUGUCAUAUCCAUUCUUGAUAGUUGGUGUUCGAACUGUGAAAAAGCCAUGGAAACAUUAGAUACCCAAUCCAGUAGAGCAAAUUAUUUCAAAGAAGUAAAUUUAAAUAAAUUAAAACAAGUCGAGCAAGAGGUUGAAAAUGUGAAACAAGCAUUAAAGACACAAGAAAUGUCACUGACACAAGAUAUAGAUAUUGACUCAACGAUGCAACAACGUUCUGUUCAUAAAUUAAAAGGAAUGAAGUCCUCCAUAAAAGCUGCAUCUUCUAGGACAAGAUAACAGGAAUAUGCUAGACACUUUUUGUGAGAAAACAAAGCGACGUUACGACGGCUACCCUUCAACAACAACAACGACGCUUGAGACAUUUCGUCGAUGCGAUCGUAUGAAUGCAUUGCAAAAGAAAACAGACAUAAAUUGUAGUUAGAAUAUGUUUGUCUCGUUCUACAAAGUUUUAAUCAAUUAAAUUUGGUAUCCGAUUUC
This is a messenger RNA of Hydractinia symbiolongicarpus, 1353 nucleotides long. Its product is annotated as COP9 signalosome complex subunit 7a-like. The coding region runs from base 367 to 1152 and encodes 261 amino acids. NCBI's taxonomy places the organism in Eukaryota, Metazoa, Cnidaria, Hydrozoa, Anthoathecata, Hydractiniidae. The record is from RefSeq and is a predicted model, not a curated record. Gene Ontology annotation, cellular component: COP9 signalosome. The transcript has 9 exons. Gene Ontology annotation, biological process: COP9 signalosome assembly.